GGAAGUAGAAAUCUUUGGUCAUUGAUCAUGGAGCAGUUACUCGGGCCUAGCCCAGCCCAUUCAGCACAAAACCCUAUCGUAGCUCUAACCCCACUUCAUAGUCCCAAGAAACCCUAACUCCGACUUCCUCCGCCGCAAAAGGUCGCCGAUUUCCAUCUCCACAACCAUGGCGGACGUUGAAGCCGAUGUGACGACCGGACAGCCAAGGAAGAGGACGUUUAAGAAGUUUAGCUACAGAGGCGUUGAUCUCGAUUCUCUUCUCGAUAUGUCCACCGACGAGCUUGUCAAGCUCUUCAAUGCUCGUCCCCGUAGAAGGUUCCAGAGAGGUUUGAAGAGGAAGCCAAUGGCACUGAUCAAGAAGCUGCGGAAGGCGAAACGCGAGGCUCCACCAGGUGAAAAGCCAGAGCCUGUCAAGACUCACCUGAGGAACAUGAUCAUCGUUCCUGAAAUGAUUGGAAGUGUUAUCGGAAUUUACAAUGGAAAAACUUUCAACCAGAUUGAAGUCAAGCCUGAGAUGAUUGGUCACUAUCUGGCCGAAUUCUCUAUCUCAUAUAAGCCUGUCAAGCACGGUAGACCUGGUAUUGGUGCUACUCACUCGUCAAGGUUCAUACCGCUCAAGUGAUUUGCCCGUCGUUGUCUACUUUUCUUCUGUUCUAGCCUUGUCAGAGUCUUUUUUAUUUUUUUACCAAUUUUGAUGUGAGAUAUGGGUUAUAUAAAACAGUUUUUGCUGUAGAACUCGUGCUUUGCUGAUAACUGAUGUUUUUGACUCUCAGUUUCGUCUGUUUGAUUUGAGUAACAUAUGAACCCAACAAGUAAAUUGUAUUUUUAUAAAUAAUUUUGAAGGACAUAAACUAUUUAAUAGAAAAAGUGCUUAUCAACACCUUUUUAUCAAA
Solanum dulcamara is the source of this 893-nucleotide messenger RNA. Its product is annotated as 40S ribosomal protein S15. The record is from RefSeq and is a predicted model, not a curated record. Gene Ontology annotation, molecular function: structural constituent of ribosome; RNA binding. The transcript is spliced from 4 exons. Bases 167 to 622 code for a protein of 151 amino acids. NCBI's taxonomy places the organism in Eukaryota, Viridiplantae, Streptophyta, Magnoliopsida, Solanales, Solanaceae. Gene Ontology annotation, cellular component: ribosome; cytosolic small ribosomal subunit. Gene Ontology annotation, biological process: ribosomal small subunit assembly; translation.